AGGUGAGCAGAUGGGGUCCUUUUGGAUAUUGUGCAUCUGCUUUGCUUUGUUCUUCAGCAGAGCAGAAUCAUGUCAAAAUCCUGGAGACCUUAUCAAAGCAUCAUCACCUGGGGAUAUCAUCAUCGGUGGCCUAUUUUCAAUUCAUACAAAUGUGAAAUAUUCACAUCUUCCUAGGAGACCUGAAGCGCUUGUUUGUGAGGGAUUCAACACCGUUGGGUUAAUCCGAAUGAUUUCUAUGAUUCAUGCUAUAGAGGAAAUUAAUAACUCCACUCUCCUCAAUGGUAUUAAACUGGGAUAUGACAUCUAUGAUACUUGUUCAGAUGUUACAAAUGCUGUCCAAGCCACCAUGGAGUUUAUUUCCAAUUCUUCUCAAAGCUGUGUAGAGCCUCAUUGCAAGAAUACAGACUUUGUGCCGAAAGUGAAAGCUGUGGUGGGAUGUGAAUAUUCUGAAAUCUCAAUUGCUGUUGCAAGGGUACUAAAUAUACAACUAAUUCCUCAGAUUAGUUAUGCAUCAUCUGCGGAAAUGCUAAGUGACAAAAGACGCUUUCCUGCAUUUCUCAGAUCCAUACCGAGUGACAAACAUCAAACUAAAGCAAUGGUCAAACUGGUAGACAUGUCUGGCUGGAACUGGAUUGGGACCAUUGCAACCGAUGAUAUUUAUGGGCGAUCUGCUAUUGAAAGUUUUAUUUCACAAGCCACACCGAUAGGUAUCUGUGUUGAUUUCAAAGAAUUCAUCCCACUUGUUAUCUCAGACACAAUAAUACAUAACAUCAUAGAGCUAAUCCGCAAGGAAGAAAGAGUUAAGGUCAUUGUUGCCUUUGCAAGUCCAAGCUUUAUGAAAAAGUUAUUCCAGGCUUUUGAAGGAGAGAUUCUGGAUAAAAUCUGGAUCGCUAGCGACAGCUGGUCAACAUCUAGUGAAGUUUCUGCCUUGCCAAACCUAAACAACAUUGGAAAAGUCAUUGGAUUCACAUCUCAGAGUGAAAAUCCAACAUCAUUUUAUGAGUACUUGAAAAAUGUGAAGAUCAACAUAGAGGCAGUGAAGAACAACAUAUUUUUAAAAGAAUACAGAGCUCGGGUCUCAGGCUGUUCACAGCACACAGGUGACUUUGACUCUUGUGUUUCAAAUUACACCUUGGAUCUGUGCAGCCUUGUGGAGAAAAAACAGGAAACUCAAGACACAAAAGAGGAGUUCUUAUUGAGAAACAUCAGGCCGUACCCAGGCAUAGUCUCCAACACACAGUUGGCAGUUCAGGCUAUUGCUCAAGGCAUUCACGACCUAUGCAAAGAUGGGACGUGCCACAAUCCCAAGAUUAUUUCUCCCUGGGAGUUGUUAGAUGCUGUCAAGAAGGUUGCAUUCACAUAUGAAGGGAAAGAAGUUUGCUUUGAUCCCAAUGGGGACCCUAACGUUGGCUACAGCAUUGUGAUGUGGAAAACAGACAAUGGAACAACAGAGGUUCAAAAUGUAGUGGCUCAAUAUGACAUAGACGAAGGUGAUUUUGUCUUUCCAGAUUUUACAAAAAAACAAGCUAUUCUUGAUCUUCAGAAAGUAAUCUCAAAAUGCUCAGACAGUUGCACAAAAGGACAAUUUAGAAAAACUGCUGGUGGACAACACACCUGUUGUUUUGAAUGCGUAAACUGCACAGGAAAUCACUAUUCUGAUCCUAGGGAUAUGUAUCAAUGUUUACCCUGUGACCACCAUACAGAGUGGUCCCUUCCUGGAGGUGCAGAGUGCAGUAAAAAAGAACUGGAAUACUUUAUGCUGAGUGACGUCUUUGCAAUUGCACUGCUGAUUGCAGCAGCUACUGGAGUCGCCCUUGUAUGUGUAAUUGUAGUUAUUUUCAUUAGGCAUAGAAAAACCCCGGUUGUCAAAGCAUCAGGUGGGGCCAUCUGUUAUGUGAUUCUGUUGUGCUUAUUUUGUAAUUUUGUCUGUUCUGUCUUUUUUGUAGGGCAGCCACGUAAUAUGAUUUGCCAAGUCAGACAGGUCCUCUAUGGCUUGAGUUUUGCAUGUUGUGUCUCAUGUAUUUUAGUUAAAUCUUUCAAAAUACUGCUAGCGUUUAACUUUAACGCUGAUGUACAGGCAGUUUUGAGGAAACUGUAUCGUCCAGUUGCUAUCAUUAUAGGCAGCACUGGAAUUCAGGUAUUAAUCUGUACACUUUGGUUAAUUUUAAAUGGGCCACAUGAAGAAAGAGUGCCAUAUGAAAGAACCAUUUUGCUCCAGUGUAAUGAAGGGUCGUAUGUAGUGUUUGGAGUGAUGCUUGGGUACAUAGCUUUGCUUGCUGCGGUGUGUUUUGUAUGCGCAUUCAAGGUCAGAAAGUUGCCUGAAAACUACAACGAAGCCAAAUUUAUCACUUUUGGUAUGCUUGUUUAUUUUAUAUCUUGGGUCAUCUUUGUUCCAAUAUAUGUCACAUCAACAGGGAAAUACGUCCAGGCCAUCGAACUGGUGGUUAUUUUGAUUUCAAGUUAUGGAAUACUGAUCUGCCAGUUCUUCCCAAAGUGUUAUGUGAUUCUCUUUAAAAAGGAGCACAAUACAAAGGAUGCCUUUUUAAAGAAUGUAUAUGAGUAUGCAACAAAAACUGCAAACAACAUAGCGCUACCAAAUGGUCUACCUCCAGCUUCAAAGUCUACAGCUAAGGAAGAGGAUUCAGCAUUCUGCAAAACCAACCCAGGGUUUUUAGCUGAUGAAACCUCUCAAGUUAGGAGAAAUGAUAUCCAACAUGAAAGCUUUCAAAGGAUACUGGACAAUACAUUCUCAAGGAAAAGAGUUGCAAGUGUGUGAAUCCAGCUGCUCUGAAGAAGAGUUUAUAGUUUGCUUCCUGGUGGUAUUCAUAGGUCAAACUUGGUUUAUUUUGUCAAGCUUCACUUAUAGUGACUGCAUUACUUGCUUCUAAGAACACCAAGAUUAAAAUGAGAAGAUGUACAAAAUGUUCAGCUCUGUAUCUUCACACAAAACAGGAGCACUUUGCUGGUAGUUUAUGCAUAAGAGUUCUCAUUUUAGAAUGAAACCCUGAAAGCCUGAAAUCCAACCAAAUUCCAUUUCUGAAAAUAUGCUUAAAUGAAAUUUAACCUGAGUUCACCUAUUCAGUGUGUAAAAAUUGGAUUUGAUUUUAACCCAAUAACAGUACACAAUAAAACCCCAAACUCAGAACCCAUAUUUACGCACAUUAUUGAUUUGGGAAGGCAUUAUAUAACACUGAUUUGUGUUACAUGCACAAAUAAAUAAUAACAGAUCGUAAAUUGCUGUUCUAGGUGGUUUCACUUUUAAAUUGCAUACUUUUUUCAUGUUGAA
Polyodon spathula (Mississippi paddlefish) is the source of this 3286-nucleotide messenger RNA. RefSeq names its product G protein-coupled receptor, class C, group 6, member A (gene gprc6a). Gene Ontology annotation, cellular component: membrane. The record is from RefSeq and is a predicted model, not a curated record. Bases 11 to 2776 code for a protein of 921 amino acids. Lineage: Eukaryota; Metazoa; Chordata; Actinopteri; Acipenseriformes; Polyodontidae. Gene Ontology annotation, biological process: G protein-coupled receptor signaling pathway. Gene Ontology annotation, molecular function: G protein-coupled receptor activity. The transcript has 6 exons.